This is a messenger RNA of Varanus komodoensis (Komodo dragon), 2334 nucleotides long. It is a transcript of the gene NAALADL2, whose product is annotated as N-acetylated alpha-linked acidic dipeptidase like 2. The transcript is spliced from 14 exons. NCBI's taxonomy places the organism in Eukaryota, Metazoa, Chordata, Lepidosauria, Squamata, Varanidae. The record is from RefSeq and is a predicted model, not a curated record. The coding region runs from base 1 to 2334 and encodes 777 amino acids.
AUGGCAUACCGCAAAGUCAGUGGAGCCCAGAGGGCACAAUACCUCGAUCAUGAUGACCUCCAAGCCACUUCCCUGGAGCUAGAAUGGGACAUGGAGAAAGAGCUGGAGGAGCCUGGCUUUGACCAUUUCCAGCUGGAUGGGGCAGUCCACCAAGCAAUGGGAAGCACUCAGAGAACCGACUUGGACCUGGAACCUGUUCAGCCAUCAGCAUCUCCCAAAGGAAGGUUCCAAAGGCUUCAGGAAGAUCCAGAUUACAUCUCACAUUAUACAAGGCCUCCACCAAAGAGCAACCGCUGCAGCUUUUGCUGGAUAUUUAAGCUAUUUUGCACAGCUAUGUGUUUAUUUAUUAUUGGGAUUCUGAUAGGCCACUAUGGUCAUGCACAAUGCCCUCCUUCCCCUACCCCUUCAGAGCCAAGUGAUCCUCACUUCAGCCAGGAAAUUUUGAAAGAACUCAAAGCAGAAGAUCUUGCACAAAUUUUCAGAGAUCUGAUGCAGCUUCAUGGAAAAGAAGAUAGAGAUGUUGCAAAGAAGCUUCUGGUUCAGUGGACAUCCUAUGGCCUUGAAGAUGUCCAACUCGUUAAUUACUCUGUCCUACUUGACCUGCCAAGCUCUUCUCCAAAUACAGUGACUCUGAACAACACUGGGGAAUGCUUUUAUGCCAGUGGACAGCGAUGUAACAAGGAUACCGCAAACCUCCACAGUCAAGACCUUCUGUACUCCUAUGCUGCUUACUCCGCCAAAGGAACUCUCACGGCUGAAGUAAUUGAUGUACAGUACGGGACUGUAGAAGAUUUACUCAGGAUUCAAAGAAUCGCAGAUGUAUCCAGAAAAAUUGCGCUUUUGAAGCUAGGACAUUUGCCUUUGCUGUAUAAGCUUUCUCUGCUAGAAGAGGCAGGUUUUGGAGGUGUUCUUAUUUACAUUGAUCCAUGUGAUUUACCAAAGACUCAAAAUCUGAGCAGUACAGCAUUUAUGGUGUCCUUAAACAGUGGGGGUGACCCUUCAUCACCAGGAUACCCAAGUAUUGAUGGAAGCUACAAAGAGAGCCGAACAAACCUCACUUCUCUAUUAGUCCAGCCUAUUUCCCUGAUGCUGGCCAGGAAGCUGCUGUCCUCUCCUGCAAAAGAAAGUGAAAAUGAAGCUUGCAAGCCCCUGGAAAUGCCUGCUACAGAAAGAACAAUCAUCACUCUGAAUGUCCAGUCUCAGCCAACGUAUAAGACAAUGUCCAAUGUUAUUGGAUAUUUAAAAGGAGCUACAUUUCCCGAUAGAUAUGUUAUAGUUGGCAGUCACCACAGCAGUUUAUUUGGUUACAGCAGUCAGCAGUGGGCUCACGGCACUGCUGUGAUGACUGCCUUCAUCCAAGUCUUGAUGCUGAAAGGAAAGAAAGGCUGGAGGCCUGAUCGGACCAUAAUUUUCUGCUCAUGGGGAGAAACCUUGUUUGGCAAGAUUGGCUCCUAUGAAUGGGCAGAGGACCUCAAGAAAGUUCUCCAGAAGAAUGCGGUGGCGUAUGUGAGUCUCCAUGACCCAGUGAGAGGCAAAGCAAUCUUGCAAUCCAUAGCUUCACCUUCCCUUCAGCAACUGGCAACCGAGGUUAAAAAGAAACACAACUUCAGCUGUCUUGGGCAAGAAACAUGCAUGAAUUCCAAUGUCACUUCUGUACAAAUGCAAGGAGAUGCGGAUUAUUUCAUCAACCAUCUUGGGGUCCCAGCUCUGCAAUUUUCUUACCGGGAUUCGACGGCACUAGAGACUACAAGCUUUCUCUCUGAAGCCCUUUUUCCUGCGCAUUCUACCAUAUCUGAGGAGCUGGAUUCUUCCUUUAGCCUGCAUGAAUCCAUUGCAAAGCUAACAGGAGAAGUUAUUCUGCAAAUUGCCAACAACCCUGUUCUGCCCUUUAAUGCCCUGGAUAUUGCAUUAGAAGUUCAAAAGAGCCUUCAAGCAGGGGAACACCAUAACGUUGACCAUUUGCUAACAAUGACCUAUGCUCUGAGGGAGAGUGCGCAGUUGUUCCAGUCGGAUGAAAUGCGCCCAGCCAAUGACCCAAAGGAGAGAGUGCCCACCCGCGUAAGGAUGCUGAACGAUGUCUUACAAAGCCUCGAGAAAAACUUCUUGGUUCCACAAGCACCUCCAGGAUUUUACAGAAACAUCCUUUACAGACUGGAUGAAAGGACAUACCAAUUUUCAGUACUGCUAGAGGCGGUGGAACACUGCAAGCUACAUCAGUCAAAUGAGACUCUCCCAGCCACCUUGUCAAAAGUGCUCAACAGCUUCAAUUCAGCUCAGGUUUAUUUCAAAGCAGGACUCGAUGUCUUUGAGGCUGGCUUAGUGGGAAGCCAAUGA